CAAAAUGAGUUCCAUGCUGACCCAUGCCAUCAGAAACCUCCCUGCUUCCUCAGCAUGGGCUGCCAGGGUCUUUGCUCGAUCACUCAGCUGCUCUUCACAGUUACAAGCAGCAGCAGUCCAGCCUAAGAGUAAGAAGACCUUAGCCAAAAGUGGUGUGAAGAAUGUUGUUGUGGUAGAGGGCGUCCGUAUUCCAUUUUUGCAGUCUGGCACCUCGUAUGCGGAUCUUAUGCCACAUGACUUAGCAAGAGCAGCACUGCAGGGGUUGCUGAAACCAAGGGAUGUUGUUGAUCACAUUGUUUAUGGCACAGUUAUCCAGGAGGUGAAAACGAGUAACGUUGCCAGAGAGGCUGCCUUGGGAGCGGGUUUCUCUGACAAAACUCCAGCCCAUACAGUCACCAUGGCUUGCAUUUCUUCAAACCAGGCUAUGACCACAGGCGUGGGUAUGAUCACGGCUGGACAGUGCGACGUCGUCGUAGCAGGGGGUGUGGAGUUAAUGUCAGAUGUUCCCAUUCGUCACAGUAGGAAGAUGAGGAAGACUAUGCUGACUCUUAACCGAGCCAAGACUUUAGGCCAAAAGCUUGCCCUGAUUUCCAAAAUUCGCCCUGACUACUUUGCUCCUGAGCUCCCAGCUGUGGCAGAGUUCUCCACCAGCGAGACUAUGGGGCAUUCUGCCGAUCGUUUGGCUGCUGCCUUUGCCGUUUCCCGUUUGGAGCAAGAUGAGUACGCCCUCCGUUCACACACACUAGCUAAGAAAGCCCAGGAUGGAGGCCUGCUACUGGAUGUGGUACCCUUCAAAGUGCCAGGCAAAGAUACAGUUACCAAAGAUAACGGGAUCCGUCCUUCCUCAAUGGAGCAGAUGGGCAAGCUGAAGCCAGCUUUUGUCAAGCCCUACGGAACUGUCACAGCUGCCAACUCCUCCUUCCUGACAGAUGGUGCUUCGGCAAUUCUGCUCAUGUCUGAGGAGAAGGCUCUGGCAAUGGGAUACAAGCCAAAGGCCUACCUAAGGGACUUUGUGUAUGUGUCCCAAGAUCCAAAGGACCAGCUGCUACUGGGUCCAACAUACGCUACUCCCAAAGUGCUAGAGAAGGCUGGUCUAACCAUGGCUGAUAUCGAUGUGUUUGAAUUCCACGAAGCUUUUGCUGGGCAGAUACUGGCUAACCUGAAAGCUAUGGAUUCAGAGUGGUUUGCACAAAACUACAUGGGCAGAAAGUCAAAGGUCGGAGCCCCUCCUCUGGAGAAGUUCAAUAACUGGGGCGGCUCCCUCUCCCUGGGACAUCCUUUCGGUGCCACUGGCUGCCGUCUAGUAAUUACUGCUGCCCAUAGACUGAAGAAGGAGGGAGGACAAUACGGCCUGGUUGCUGCCUGUGCUGCUGGAGGGCAGGGGCAUGCGAUGGUAGUGGAGCUUUACCCUCAGUAACGGGACAAGGGGCUGCCGAGUGGGUAUUCGUACGUCCUGGGCCUGGCAAUGCCGUUGCAGUACACGAAUAAAAACAUACAUACAAUCCUUCUCCGAAAGGAUUUUUGGUGGCCUUCGUAAAUUCCUUUUAGCUACUCAACCGGUAAUUUUCAACUCAUGAACAUGUGCUCUAAGAAAUAUUGCACUU
Molecule: messenger RNA, 1604 nt
Organism: Cariama cristata (Red-legged seriema)
Lineage: Eukaryota; Metazoa; Chordata; Aves; Cariamiformes; Cariamidae
Gene: HADHB
Product: hydroxyacyl-CoA dehydrogenase/3-ketoacyl-CoA thiolase/enoyl-CoA hydratase (trifunctional protein), beta subunit
Exons: 15
Coding region: 5-1417 (470 amino acids)
Biological process (GO): fatty acid beta-oxidation
Molecular function (GO): acyltransferase activity, transferring groups other than amino-acyl groups
Source: RefSeq, a predicted model, not a curated record